Molecule: messenger RNA, 1357 nt
Organism: Cydia strobilella
Lineage: Eukaryota; Metazoa; Arthropoda; Insecta; Lepidoptera; Tortricidae
Gene: Rpt6
Product: 26S proteasome regulatory subunit 8
Exons: 1
Coding region: 102-1310 (402 amino acids)
Biological process (GO): proteasome-mediated ubiquitin-dependent protein catabolic process
Cellular component (GO): proteasome regulatory particle, base subcomplex
Molecular function (GO): ATP hydrolysis activity; proteasome-activating activity; ATP binding
Source: RefSeq, a predicted model, not a curated record
GCCAUGACUUGAAAAAUAUUGGGGUCGGCAUUGUCUUCGUUCUUGAUAUUUUUAAUCUAACUAAAAUCUUUGUGUUGAUGAGCGCGUGAAACUUAAACAAAAUGACGCUCACUAAAAUGGACGUGGACCCCGCAAAGGGCGAGGGUUUCCGCCCAUACUACAUCACGAAGAUCGAAGAGUUGCAGUUAGUCGUGGCCGAGAAGUCUCAAAAUCUACGGCGUCUGCAAGCACAAAGAAAUGAACUUAACGCUAAAGUGCGUAUGCUGAGAGAGGAACUGCAGCUGCUGCAGGAGCAAGGUUCGUACGUCGGUGAAGUUGUGAAACCGAUGGACAAGAAGAAAGUCCUAGUAAAAGUCCAUCCUGAGGGCAAAUUCGUGGUGGAUUUAGACAAGAAUGUAGACAUCAAUGAUGUCACCGCGAAUUGCCGCGUCGCGCUGCGCAACGAGAGCUACACUCUUCAUAAAAUCUUACCCAAUAAAGUUGACCCUCUGGUGUCCCUCAUGAUGGUUGAAAAGGUUCCUGAUUCUACUUACGAGAUGGUGGGAGGUCUGGAUAAGCAAAUUAAGGAGAUUAAAGAGGUAAUUGAGUUGCCGGUGAAGCACCCGGAGCUAUUUGAUGCCCUAGGCAUUGCUCAGCCUAAAGGCGUGCUUUUGUACGGACCUCCUGGUACUGGAAAGACCUUGCUGGCUCGUGCUGUGGCUCACCAUACCGAAUGUACAUUCAUUCGUGUAUCUGGUUCUGAGCUGGUACAGAAAUUCAUUGGAGAAGGAAGCCGUAUGGUGAGAGAACUCUUCGUUAUGGCUAGAGAGCAUGCUCCCUCUAUUAUUUUCAUGGAUGAAAUUGAUUCUAUCGGUUCAUCUCGUAUUGAGUCUGGCAGUGGUGGUGAUUCUGAGGUCCAGCGUACUAUGUUGGAGUUGCUAAACCAGCUUGAUGGAUUUGAGGCAACUAAAAAUAUCAAAGUCAUCAUGGCUACUAAUAGAAUUGACAUCUUAGACCCUGCUUUGCUCCGACCUGGACGUAUUGACAGGAAGAUUGAGUUCCCACCACCAAAUGAGGAGGCUCGCUUGGACAUUCUUAAGAUCCACUCCCGUAAGAUGAAUCUAACAAGAGGUAUUAAUCUUCGUAAGAUCGCAGAGCUGAUGCCUGGUGCAUCCGGUGCUGAAGUGAAGGGAGUGUGCACCGAGGCAGGCAUGUAUGCACUCCGUGAGCGCAGAGUCCAUGUCACUCAGGAAGACUUUGAGAUGGCAGUUGCUAAAGUCAUGCAGAAGGACUCAGAAAAGAAUAUGUCUAUUAAGAAAUUGUGGAAGUAAUGUGCUUAUUUUUGUCUUUCUAGAAAUUAAACCUUUAUUAUAAUCAA